GGGACCUGCAUGCGGGAGGUGGCGGAGUCUCCCCGGGUUCCGACCUGGUCCCAGUCCCGGCACCCGGUCCCGCUCCCGGUCCGCACUUUUCCGCCGGUGCCUGUUGCGCUCCCUAUCUGUACCGUCCUGCCUGCGCUGCCCAGCCCGCCCCACACCGUCCUGCCGGGACCGGGACACAGGCUCCCAGCACCUCUCUGGCCCCCAUGGCUUGCCAAGAGAGUGAGUACCUGGAUGAGCAUGGGAAAUGCACCCCCUGCAGAAACUGCAUGCCCGGGCAGGAGCUUUCCAAGGACUGUGGUGAUGGCAGUGGGGGGGACGCGCAGUGCAUCGCCUGCCCUCCCAGGAAGUUCAAGGACAGCUGGGGUCACCAUGGCUGCAAGCCCUGCCUGUCCUGCACCCUCAUCAAUCGCCUCCAGAAGUCCAACUGCACAGCAACAACCAACGCAGUCUGUGGGGAGUGUCUGCCAGGGUUCUACCGGAAGGCACGGAUCAGUGGGCAGCUGGACUGGGAGUGCAUCCCUUGCACCAAGCAGACACCUACCUCUGAGCCUCAGUGUCGGUCCAGAGUAAACCUGGUGAAGGUCGCUGUCCCCACUGUACCACCACAGGACACUGCUCUCCUGGCCCUUGACCAGCAGUGCUGGUUCAUCAUCGUGCUGGUGCUUCUGGCCCUCUCCAUCAUCUACUGCAAGCGGUUUUGGAAGAGCCAGUGCCAGCGAGUCUUCCUGAGGACUCAGAACUUCUCAGGCCAGCGAGCGAUGUUCCCAACUGCGGCGACGCCCGGCAGAUUCCUGUGUGAGGAGCAGAUGUCUGGUCCCUGCUGCCUGGGCGUGAAGAACCUGAGCCCCUGCUACAGGCAGGCAGAAGGCCCCGUGGAAGCAGUACAGUUCAUCUCAGAUGGGGAAGCCGUGGGUCUCCAGCUCCCCUCUCUCCAGCCAGACAUGGAUGUGCCCCCGGCUGUGGCGGUCGGCACUGCCUCCAAAGCCCACCUGGGCAGGAGCCUGCUGGAGAGCCAGCCCCUCAUCCGAGCCUCAGGCCGUGGGGACUGCCUGGUGGGGGUCCUGCCACCCGCUGCCCCCCGGCAGGCCCAGCCAGAGGCCCUGGUGCCGCUCUCCUCCUGCGCCUCCGAGAUGCAGCACAAGUGGCCUCAUGCCCCGGUGGAGUGCACGGAGCUGGAUCUCCAGAAGUUCUCCAGCCAGGUGGAGUUUGUGGAGAGCGAGCGGCCAGAGGAGGCAGCGAGCCGGGCAGUGCAGAGGAUCCCGGCAGAGAGCAGGGGGCUGGGGCGGGACAGGGACCGGUGCCCACCCCCCACCUUCCCCAACCCCACUGCCGAGAGCCAGGAGCAGCCGGUGGAUGAUGCCCAGAGCCUCGUGACUCAGAUCAGCAGCACGGCCAAGGGUCUCCCAGUAGCAGAGCUGCCCCAUUCCCUGGUGCAGUCACUCGCCUUCUUGUUGGACCCUUCCUUGAAUGGUGUGAAGAACUUCAGCCACGUGGCACUGGAGCUGGGGGUGGCACCCCAGCUGCUGGGACGGAUAACGGGAUUUGAGCAGCUGGUUGCUCACUUCACCUGCUCUGGAGAGGCCGUCACCAUCCCACUUCUGGCCCAAGCUCUGCAGCGGCUCCAGCGCUUCGAUGCUUUGCUGCUGCUCUGUGACCACCUGGCACUCAGCCAGGCCCAGGGCCGUCAGCGCUAGCAAGGGAUGGAGGAAACUUCAGGCACUGCAGUACAGGAGAGGCUCCAGCAGCCCUGCAGUCACACAAUCUCUGGCGUGCACGUGGGGAACACGUGGAGGUGGACUUUGCAUCAUGGAGCAGGAGGAUGCGAGGGGGAGCAUCCAUCCACCCAUCCAUCCAUCCCUCUCUGGGGGGCUGCAGCCAUGCCUCCUCCCAGCCUCUAUGCAGGAGGUUUGUUUAAGCCCCUCUUUAGGCCAUUUCUCUCUGGCUGUGGUGGCCCCUGUGUCUCAGUGGGGUGCCAUGGGUGCCACCCAUGCUCUCAGUCUGUGGUGUCCCUGCCCCCCCAACACUCUUGGUGUGGGGCCCCUCAGCCAUGGGGCUUGGUCUCCACAGGCAGACACCCCCUUAUGGGCCCAGCCAUUACCUCCCUCCCAUUCCAGUUUCUCAUCCUUGACCAAACCCAUGCUCUGCUUUACCAGGUUUCCCAGUUUACUUUUUACUUUUAUCCAUGAGCACACAGGAGGCAGAGGCAGGGAGCUCCACUCCUCUCCCUCGGGGGGCAGCUGGGGCUGUGCCAGCACCGGGUGGCAGAGACAGCUUCUUUUAAAUUCAUCUUCUUUCUUCCCCUGCCCCCCAAGUGGCCUAAUUCUCUCAUUUCUGGGAGUAGUUACUGGGGAGGGGAGCACCCUUCUGCUUUUAAUUUUUUCCCAGAGGAUUUGUCAGAGCUUGCAGCAGUCCUGCCCUCGCCGGGUUUCCCGAUUUUGGGUGUUGUGUCCCAGGGCUGGUGGCUGCGAGUUGUCAAGCUGUUCUCCGGACUCUGUCCGCAGCCUGGGGGGACAUUUUGCCAGUGGCCACACAGAUGGGGCUGUGG
Calypte anna (Anna's hummingbird) is the source of this 2545-nucleotide messenger RNA. RefSeq names its product ectodysplasin A2 receptor (gene EDA2R). The record is from RefSeq and is a predicted model, not a curated record. Gene Ontology annotation, molecular function: tumor necrosis factor receptor activity; protein binding. Gene Ontology annotation, biological process: tumor necrosis factor-mediated signaling pathway; positive regulation of JNK cascade; positive regulation of canonical NF-kappaB signal transduction. Lineage: Eukaryota; Metazoa; Chordata; Aves; Apodiformes; Trochilidae. Gene Ontology annotation, cellular component: plasma membrane.